This is a messenger RNA of Morone saxatilis (striped sea-bass), 1148 nucleotides long. RefSeq names its product zinc finger MYM-type protein 1-like. The record is from RefSeq and is a predicted model, not a curated record. Lineage: Eukaryota; Metazoa; Chordata; Actinopteri; Moronidae.
CCAGAGAGGAGGGUCCUGUUCAGCCAUGUCUGACAAUGUUCCCAAGAACUCUACAUGGAACAAGGAAGAGGGCAUUCAACGGCUCUUGGUAUAGGGACAAUCUGUGGUUGGAGUACUCUGUAAGUCGAAAUGCUAGUUACUGUUUCGCCUGCAGGCAUUUUUCCCUCCCUGGUACACCGGAAUCAGCCUUCACGUCCGAGUCAGGGUUUUCAAACUGGAAAAAAGCCUUGUUUAAAGAUGUCAGGUUUAAAGUUCACUUAAAGUCAGAGCAACACAAGAAUGCCAUGUAUGUCUGGAGUGAAUACAAAAGGGGCAUUGAGAGUAACAAAUCAAUAUUGGACGCCUUAAAUGAGGGUAGAAAAAAGAAAGUUGAGGAAAAUCAAAGUUACAUAAAAACAAUUACAGAGGUGCUAGUAUUAACUGCAACUCAAAAUAUUGCACAGAGGGGUCAUCGGGAAUCUGAUGACUCAGACAAUAAGGGCAAUUUUUUGGCCAUUUUGGAGCAAAUCGCAAAGCAUGACCCCUUUAUUGAGAGAAGACUAGAUGCAUGUGGCAAUGCCAAGUAUACCAGCCACCAAAUUCAGAAAGAAAUGGUCCAAAAGCAAAUCAUAGCAGAAGUAAAGGAAAGUGAGGUGUUUAGUGUGUUGGCUGACGAAACUAAAGACUUACAAAAAAAGGAACAGAUAGCUUUAGUUGUGCGUUACGAUUACUGCGGUGCCAUCCAUGAAAGCUUCCUGAACUUCCAGUCAGCAGAAAGCCUGGAUGCAGAGGGUCUGACUAAAAUGAUAGUGGCGUGUCUGGAGAAGCAUGGUCUGGACUACAAAAAUAAUCUUGUCGGGCAAGGCUAUGAUGGUGCAUCCGUAACGAGUGGGAAGCAUUCUGGUGUGUCUGCACGCAUUAAGAGCGAUGCAAGAUUUGCAUUUUAUGUGCAUUGUAAUGCACACUGUUUGAACUUGGUUCUUGUUGAUGCGGUGAAGUCAGUGUCUGAAGCUGAUGACUUUUUUGCACUUCUGCAGAACAUUUAUAAAUUUGUAUCUGGCUCUGCUGUUCAUGUCAAGUGGCUUGCUGUUCAGAAAGAGCUCUAUUCACAGGAGAAACCUAGGGAAUUACAGAGACUUACAGAUGUUAGUCAGUACUGCGUCCUGUGA